AUGGAGAUUCAGCGGGAACUCCGCGAAGACCUUCGUUCCGGCACCGUUCCAAUGGGAGAGUCACGGCACCGGGUCCGCAUGGAGAGAGGCAGAAGCAGGGCACCAGUGGCCGUGCUGGCCUUGACUGCGUUUGGCGUUAGCUCCGCUUGGCUCUUGCCCAGUGCCCCAAGAGAGUUGCCACGCCGAGCAUUGCUGGGUGCUGCAGCUUCCAUGGUGGCUCCAGGCUUGGCGUCCGCCUUUGGCGAUGUCAAGAUGCCCAUGUCCAAUAUCCGAUACAAGGAGGUCCAGUGCAACCCGGACAAAGGCGAGAUGCUCAAGGGCACCCGGGCGACCUACGGUUUAGAGCCGCGCUGUGUGGAGGUCACCGCCGAGGUGACCAAUCCGGAGAACAAGGUUCUGAAGAAGGCGGGGGUCUUCGGCAAGGUGAACAACGUGGAAGAGGUGACCAGUGUCUUGGCCAACGCCAUGGACGGUGCGUCCGACAACGGCCAGUUCACCUUGGUGGAAGAGAUUCCGCCGGGCACCAACGACAUCCAAUUCCGCUUCGUGGCGGCGUUGCCCAAGCGCUACAACAACAAGGAACUGCCAGAGCUGGAGUUCUAUCAGUUGAAAGCGACCUGGUAUCCGGGUGCGGUGCGCUGGCAGCCCCUGACGGAAUGUGAUUUGAACCCCACGGCCGAUGGAUGUGAGGAGGCCGAGCGCUUUUGCAAGGAUUGCAAGAACAACCUCUCGGCGGAUGGGAAGCCCCUCUUCUCCUGA
This is a messenger RNA of Durusdinium trenchii, 759 nucleotides long. The record is from the annotation of a GenBank genome assembly. NCBI's taxonomy places the organism in Eukaryota, Dinophyceae, Suessiales, Symbiodiniaceae.